AUGGCAUUCCCUGCAGCAGUAGCAGGUCCCUGGUUGUGCUUCCUGCUCCUCCUGGGGGUUCCCCUCACUCUGGGGACCUCUAUUACUGGGGGGCUGCAGAACAUGCCAGUGUCAGACCCAGAAGUCCAGCAGGCAGCUCACGCAGCUGAACAGACCUACAACCAGCGCAGUAAGAGCCCCUACUACAGCCGGGGGCUGCAGGUGCUGAGCGCCCAGAGACAGGUCGUGUCUGGGUUCAUGCUACAUCUGACCAUGGAGCUGGUGGAGACACUGUGCAGGAAAAACCAGGGUGGAGCCGUGGAUCCCAGCAAGUGCCCCCUGCCGCCCCCACCCCAGCAGAAGAAAGUGCACUGUGAGUUCAAGAUCUGGUCUCAGCCCUGGCUCAAGAGGACACAGAUAGGUCAGCAAUGCAACUCGGUUGGUCACUGAGACCUGCUCUAGGUCACGCCAAGAUGACCAUGAGCCAAAAUGUCUGCUCCACCAUCAAAGCUUCACAGGAGACAGACCGGCUCCCUCUUGCUCUUCUUUUCUUUAUUCCCCCAGCCUUAUUCCCAGCACGUGGCGGGAGAUCAGUGUGUUGAAUCCAACUGGGAUCAGAAAUCAACCAAUUCCUCUGCUUCCCCACUGACUUCUAAUCCUGUUUAAUGACAUAACUGAAGCCUCUGGGCUCUUUCUGUUACUGCUGGGUCUUG
Messenger RNA from Dermochelys coriacea (leatherback sea turtle), 692 nucleotides. RefSeq names its product cystatin-like. Gene Ontology annotation, cellular component: extracellular exosome. Bases 1 to 429 code for a protein of 142 amino acids. Gene Ontology annotation, molecular function: cysteine-type endopeptidase inhibitor activity. The record is from RefSeq and is a predicted model, not a curated record. The transcript has 3 exons. NCBI's taxonomy places the organism in Eukaryota, Metazoa, Chordata, Testudines, Dermochelyidae.